Molecule: messenger RNA, 3036 nt
Organism: Ogataea parapolymorpha DL-1
Lineage: Eukaryota; Fungi; Ascomycota; Pichiomycetes; Pichiales; Pichiaceae
Product: Single-stranded DNA endonuclease, cleaves single-stranded DNA during nucleotide excision repair
Exons: 1
Coding region: 1-3036 (1011 amino acids)
Biological process (GO): nucleotide-excision repair
Cellular component (GO): nucleus
Molecular function (GO): DNA endonuclease activity; single-stranded DNA binding
Source: RefSeq, a predicted model, not a curated record
AUGGGUGUUCAUGGACUCUGGGAGAUUGUCGGCCCCACAGCGCGUCCUGUGCGACUCGAGGCGAUGGCAAAGAAACGGCUUGCUGUUGACGCCUCGAUUUGGAUCUACCAGUUCCUCAAGGCUGUGAGAGAUGUGCAGGGCAAUCAACUGAUCAACUCCCAUAUAGUUGGGUUUUUCCGCCGAAUAUGCAAGCUUCUCUACUUCGGAAUCAAGCCUGUGUUUGUUUUUGAUGGUGGCGCGCCGCUUUUGAAGAAACAGACCAUCAGCAAGAGACGAGAGAAAAGAGAAGGCAGCAAAGAAACCGCAGAGCAGGUUGCGCGCAGACUGCUGGCAAAACAGCUUCAGAAUCGGGCCGAGGGGAAGCCUGAUGCGCCCAAAAAGCCCAAAUCCAAGGCCAAGACCAAAGAAGUGCCUAUUGACCAACUACAGUUUACUGAGUUUUACGAAGACACUAAUUAUUUUGACACCAGGGACAAAAAGCAGGAACAGACACUUGAGAAACCGACGCCCAAGAAAGAGAAUGAAAAUCGCAUAUUCCGCAGGCAAGACGAGUACGAUCUCCCACACAUUGACAGCUUCAAAGUAGACAAGAAUGACCAGCGAGUGAUCACAGAUUAUGAGUACGACCGACUUACUUCUGAUCUUCAAGACGAGCUUGGAGGCAUUGAUCUCGACACCAUCGACCCAAAAUCCGAGGAGUUUGCCCGUCUUCCACUUUCUACUCAGUAUAUAGUUCUUUCUCACUUGCGACUGCGUUCGCGUUUGAGAAUGGGCUACACAAAACAGCAACUGGAGACAUUAUUCCCGAAUAGCAUGGAUUUUUCUAAAUUUCAAAUUCAGAUGGUGCAGAAGCGCAAUUUUCUCACUCAAAAGCUGAUGAAUGUGGCGGGAAUGGACGAGAAGGAGGCCAAGUCGCGGCGUAUUGCUAGCGAUCGUGAUCGUAUUUACGAGCUCCAGAGGAACGAAAAUGGGUAUACUUUGUCGAUCAAAGAUGAUGGCCAUAGUGCAGAGAAACCCAUUGAUCUAAACAGCGAUGGGGAGCAGGACGAAGACGAAGAUGAUGAAGAGUGGGAGGAUGUUAUAGAGCCUGUCAAGCCGGUCUCUCCGAUGGGGACUGCUGCAUCUGAGCCGAUGUUUGUUGGCGAGGUAGAGAGCUCAGAAAAUAACGAGGACACUACCAUGGCGAUGAUCCAGUCGCUGUACGAAUACGCGAAUAACAACAAGAAGAACUUGCAGAAAGCCGCGGAAAUGAGCGAGGAGGAGCAAUUGCGACAGGCCGUUGAACGAUCAAAACAGGAUUAUUAUAAUAUGAUGGAACAGGAGCAGCAAAAUGACGCGCCUUUUGACUACGGGGCUCCUCCACCGUUAAUAUUAACCAAGGAAUCGCUUGGGUCGAAUAUAGGUAAGGUCACUGAGUCAAAGCCUGUGUCUGUGCCUAAAUUUGAUUUUAAAAGCAGUAUACUCUCUGCUAGCAAAACGGAGGAGCCCAAGAGCGUACAGCCAAAGCAAGAGCCAAAGCCAAAGAACGAUAAAAAGAAAGCAGAAGAAACUCCUGUCUGGUUUCAGACUCGAGUUUCGGAGAACGCGUAUCACGAGACGGGAAGCCACGAAAAGACUGAGGUAGAUAAAACUGAGGACGAAAAAGCCGGACUGUUCGAUUACGCUGAUCUGGAACCGUACCUGGAGGAAGAUGAAAGUGAGGAUUAUGAGGAUGUUGAAGAACACGAAGCUCAUGAGCCUGAGAUCAUAGAGCUAGAUCCUGAGCCACAACCGGAGCCAGAGAAAACAAACCAGGCCCAUGACACGCUGGAGCGUGUUACUGUGAGUGACCAGCCAGAGCUGAAGCACAAUUCCUCAGAUGACCCCGAUGGCCAAGAGGCUAUAGAAGCUAUACCGACUCCGGUAGGUCAGCAGGCCAAGAGGGAAACCAAACAUUCUGAGGAGAAUAUGCAACAGGAAGUCCCCAAAAUGCCAGAACCUUUGGACUACGUUUUUUCGGACGCCGAGGAAGAGGAGCUCGAGCACAACCUUGAGGAUGAGGAAGCUGCGUACGAGAAAUUUGUGGAUCAAGUCGGUACCAAAAAGCCAUCAUCGUCUUCCAGUUUCUGGUCAAUGGACGACGAAGUGCAACUUCAAGAGAGUAUGAAGAAACAAAAACGAGAUGCAGACGAGGUGACCGUCAGAAUGAUUCUGGAUAUCCAAGACAUGCUCUCCCGGUUUGGCCUCCCGUACAUAACCGCGCCGAUGGAGGCAGAAGCCCAAUGCGCUGAGCUUCUUCGUCUGGGAUUGGUGGACGGCAUUAUCACAGACGAUUCGGACUGUUUCCUUUUUGGGGGUGACCGCGUGUACAAAAACAUGUUCAACGAGAAGAAUUUCGUUGAAUGUUACCAAAUGGAGGACCUGGAGCGCGAUCUAGGCCUGGAUAGAAGGAUGUUGAUUGACUUAGCUCUAUUAUUAGGAAGCGAUUAUACGGAAGGUAUUAAGGGUGUUGGAAAGGUUGCAGCAAUGGAGAUUCUUGCUGAGUUUGGAACACUGGAAAGUUUUAAACACUGGUGGCUCGACUAUCAAAAUGGUAUUAUUGAUGAGUCCAAGGAAACAACGGUCAAGCGCAAGUUGCGCAAGUCGUUGAAGAAAACUGAUCUAUAUCUGACUCCCGAGUUUCCGGACAAACGUGUUAUUGAAGCAUAUCUGCAUCCGGAGGUUGACCACGAUAAGUCUGAGUUCCAAUGGGGCUACCCCAACCUCGACAAGCUGCGCACUUUCCUGAUGUACAAUGUUGGAUGGGGUAAGGAGAAAGUGGACACCAUCUUGCUGCCAAUUAUCCAGAACAUGAACAAGCCGCAGACAAGCAUUGAGGAAUUUUUCCCUGUUGAGAUGAUAAGGCGCCGCCGUGAUCUGGAAAUGGGGCAGCGAUUAAAAAAUGCCACAUCGAAAUUAAGAAAUGCUGAUAAGAAUUCUGCAGAGACAGAGGAGCAGCCUUCCAAGCGACGUAGGCAGCAGAAGGAACACGAUCAGGACCACAAGCUUGGCUCAUAG